UCAUUAACUCGUAACAGUUUAUCAUGUUUCUAUGAAAUGUUCCAAUCGUUUACGUACCUAGUCACCUAUAUAUUAUAUUAGGUACGUUCAAGCAUCAAACACGCUAGCAGCAGACAGUGUAUUUUGUUGUACUGUGGACCAGUAUGGUAAUUUUAUUUGCAAGAGCUAAUGUUUUCCCAACCAUUAUCAAUUGUUUAUUAAAGAAAAAACUAUCGACAUCAGUUAACAUGACCUCAAAAAUAAUGGACAAAUUUAAGUUACCAUCUCGCCAUGAACCAGGUGUAUACAAUGUAUGGAUUGAAUUUAGUCAAUUAGCUGUAACUACAAAAUGUUUGAAUUUGGGACAAGGAUUUCCAGAUUAUGACCCACCAUCAACUUUUUCAAAUUUCUUAUCUGAAGUAGCUACAGAAAAGAAUUCAUAUUUCAAUCAAUACACACGUGGAUUUGGACAUUUACGUUUAGUUAGAGCUUUAUCUAACUUAUAUUCACAAUUAAUUAAUCGAAAAAUUGAUCCCGUAAAUGAGAUAUUGGUGACCGUUGGAGCGUAUGAAGCGCUUUAUUGUGCUAUACAGAGUAAUAUAGAGAAGGGCGAUGAAGCAAUUAUCAUUGAACCAUUUUAUGACUGUUAUGAACCCAUAAUACGUACUGCUGGAGGCACUCCUAGAUUUAUACCGUUGAGAAACACCAGGCCGAAUGCAUCGUUGCCGAAAGCAAACGAUUGGAAGCUUGACCCCGAAGAACUAGAAUCAUUAUUCAACUCCAAAACCAAACUCAUCAUCAUUAAUACACCACAUAAUCCACUGGGAAAAGUAUUUGAUUACGAUGAAUUAACAAUGAUUGCAAAUUUGGCCAAAAAACAUAAUGUACUAGUUAUUUCCGAUGAGGUAUAUGAGUGGUUGGUGUACGAACCAGCUAAGCACAUAAGAAUGGCCACACUCCCUGGUAUGUGGGAAAGAACAAUUACGAUUGGAUCUGCUGGCAAAACAUUUAGUAUGACUGGUUGGAAACUUGGAUGGGCAUAUGGUCCGACUAAUUUUAUAAAAAAUAUGUGUGUUGUUCACCAGACUGCAAUUUAUACAUGUGCAACAACAGUCCAGGAAGCUACUGCAAGAGGAUUUGAACAUGAGAUCAAUGCUCUAAAUACGCCACAGAGUUAUUUUCAAAACUUGUCAAAAGAGUUGAAACCAAAAAUGGAAUAUUUAUUUAAAAUAUUACAAGACAAUGGCCUAAAACCAAUUAUGCCUGAUGGAGGGUAUUUUAUGAUUUCAAACUGGACAAACUUUGAAAAUAAAUUAGAUUUAACUUCAGAAACUGAUAAAUACAAGGACUUCAGGUUUGUAAAGUGGCUCUCUAAAAAUGUUAAACUUCAAGGAAUACCAUUCUCAGCAUUUUACUCGGAACCACACAAAAAUAUGGCUGAAAAUUAUUUGCGAUUUUGUUUUUUUAAGAAAGAUGAAACUCUGAAGAAAGCAGAAGAAAUUUUAACAACAUGGACGCACAAUUUAUCAAAACAAAAAUCUAAACUUUAAAAUACUUUGUAAAAAUUAUAAUAAAAAAAAGAUUAAUCAUAAAUAUUA
Rhopalosiphum maidis (corn leaf aphid) is the source of this 1577-nucleotide messenger RNA. Its product is annotated as kynurenine--oxoglutarate transaminase 3-like. Gene Ontology annotation, biological process: biosynthetic process. Gene Ontology annotation, molecular function: pyridoxal phosphate binding; L-kynurenine:2-oxoglutarate transaminase activity. Bases 144 to 1529 code for a protein of 461 amino acids. The record is from RefSeq and is a predicted model, not a curated record. Lineage: Eukaryota; Metazoa; Arthropoda; Insecta; Hemiptera; Aphididae. Gene Ontology annotation, cellular component: cytoplasm; mitochondrion. The transcript has 8 exons.